ACACAACACAACAAGGAGUAUACACACACUACUUCACCAAAAUUUUACACACACAAGAAUCAAAAAUAGCUCCAAUCAAUACUAAUGACUUCUUCUACUACUUCUAUUUCUACUCAAAAUUGGGCUAAUACACAAACCAAAUUUUUACCUUCUUCUACACAAGAUGUUUUUGGUUCAUUUUCAACAUCUUCUAUUUCUUUUAACCAAAAACCAAAUUCUAGAAUUGCUUGUGCACUUCAAACACCUUCAAUUCUUCAAAUUCCAAAACAAACACCUAAGAAAAACUCAAUAGAAUUACCAUCUUUCACUUCGUUGCCACAUGUCCCAAAAAAUUGGAACUUUUUACAAAAAUUUGCAGCAAUGGCAUUGGAUGCUAUUGAAGAUGGCAUUAAAGAAAAAGAAAGAUUACAGCCUUUACCGAAAACAGCCGACCCAGAAGUUCAGAUCGCCGGAAAUUUUGCUCCGGUGCCGGAACAGCCCGUAAGAAAAUCUUUGCCAGUCACCGGAAAAAUCCCGGAACAUAUACAAGGUGUUUAUUUACGAAACGGUGCGAACCCAUUAUUCGAGCCGACUUCGGGCCAUCAUUUGUUUGAUGGUGACGGCAUGAUUUAUGCCGUGAAGUUGGAAAAUGGGUCGGCAAGUUAUGCUUGCCGGUUUACUGAAACCCAACGGCUGGUUCAAGAACGAGCCAUUGGGAAACCGGUUUUCCCCAAAGCAAUUGGGGAAUUACAUGGGCAUUCCGGGAUAGCGAAAUUGUUAUUGUUUUAUGCACGUGGGUUGUGCGGGAUCAUUGAUCAUACUAAAGGCAUUGGGGUCGCCAACGCCGGUUUGGUUUAUUUUAAUAACCGGUUGUUGGCGAUGUCGGAAGAUGAUUUGCCUUAUCAUGUUCGUGUUACACCCUCCGGCGAUUUAAAAACCGCUGGAAGGUAUAACUUUAAUGGUCAACUUGAGUCAACUAUGAUUGCUCACCCGAAACUGGACCCAGUUUCGGGUGAGCUGUUUGCACUCAGCUAUGAUGUUAUUCAAAAACCAUACUUGAAGUACUUUCGAUUUUCACCUGAUGGUAAGAAAUCAAAAGAUGUUGCUAUUGAUUUGGGAAAGCCUACUAUGGUACAUGAUUUUGCAAUCACGGAGAAUUUUGUAGUUGUGCCAGAUCAUCAGGUUGUUUUCAAGAUGUCCGAAAUGAUCACGGGCGGGUCGCCCGUGGUGUACGAUAAAGAGAAAGUGUCGCGGUUUGGUGUACUUAAUAAAUAUGCGGAAGAUGGGUCGGGUAUUAAAUGGGUUGAAGUUCCGGAUUGUUUUUGUUUUCAUUUAUGGAAUGCGUGGGAAGAACCCGAAAACGACGAGGUUGUCGUGAUCGGGUCCUGCAUGACUCCCGCGGAUUCCAUUUUUAAUGAAUGCAACGAGGAGUUAAAAUCUGUUUUGUCCGAAAUUCGUUUGAAUUUAAAAACAGGGAAAUCGACACGUAAGGCAAUAAUUGCGCCUGAAAACGACGUUAACUUGGAAGCGGGAAUGGUGAACAAAAACCUUUUGGGCCGUAAAUCGCAAUUUGCAUAUCUUGCAAUAGCCGAGCCUUGGCCAAAGGUGUCUGGUUUCGCCAAAGUUGAUCUUUCAACUGGCGAAACCAAAAAGUUUAUUUAUGGGGAAGAAAAAUAUGGCGGGGAACCACUUUUUCUUCCUCGAGACUCCAACUCUGACAGAGAGGACGAUGGCCACAUUUUGGCCUACGUCCACGACGAAAAAACAUGGGAAUCAGAACUCCAAAUCGUGAAUGCAAUGACAAUGGAACUAGAAGCGACGGUCAAGUUACCAUCCCGUGUUCCAUACGGCUUUCACGGCACGUUUAUUAGUGCGAAGGAUUUGGCAACUCAGGCUUAGGAAUUUAAAAGGCGAGAUUUUACCGGAGUGAUGGCUGCAGUACGUCCCCGGAGAGUCCCCUUAAACCUCUCCCUAUUAUUGGGUGUUUUUUUUUAGUCUGUUCCUUUUUUUUUUUUAAUUCUUUUGGGGCUUUUUUCAAGUAUUUGGUUUUUGAGGGACCAGUUAGUAGUUUCUGGGUGUAGGCUUAGAAAAUGAAGCUCAGCUGGUUCUCCUCUGAUGGUAGUUAGUAGUAGUUAAGUUAAAUUAAGGUACAAUUAAACAACCAAAGAGUGGAAAUUAGUUUUUAUUGCACUCCAUGUAUGUUUCAUUGUGAAUAUUGGUAAUUUGGUAUAUAUACACUAUGUAUAUGUUGAUCUUAAA
Molecule: messenger RNA, 2238 nt
Organism: Erigeron canadensis
Lineage: Eukaryota; Viridiplantae; Streptophyta; Magnoliopsida; Asterales; Asteraceae
Product: 9-cis-epoxycarotenoid dioxygenase NCED1, chloroplastic-like
Exons: 1
Coding region: 85-1878 (597 amino acids)
Biological process (GO): carotene catabolic process
Cellular component (GO): chloroplast stroma
Molecular function (GO): carotenoid dioxygenase activity
Source: RefSeq, a predicted model, not a curated record